UUGUGUAUAUUUUCAAAUACAUGCCUCUGUGCAACCAAUUAGACAUUGGUGUGAGUGUGUGCGUAUAAAAGAGUGUGCGUGGUGUGUGUGUGUGAGUGUGUGAGUGGGGUACGGGCUCCCGGCUGCCACAGCAAAACCAGCCCAUGGCCCAUUCCUUGUCCGUCAGUCGCCAGCGCCACGAGGAACGCGGGAAACGCGGCCCACGAAACCCCCCCGGGAUAAAUAUUUAGAAAAAGAUUUUCCGAAUCGGGCAUCGAAAAGUGAAAAUUGAAAAUCUCCGAGAGAUCUCCGACGAAAGAGCGAAAGUUGAGAGUUGAAACGCAAUUUAAUUUGGCAAACAAAACAACACCAAGAAAAAAACAUUCGAAAAACAACCAAAUGACAUAGAACGGAUCGCAGACCGCAGAAUAUUACGAUCUAUACGCGAAUUUUAUUGUGCUGCAAGGGGCCGGACGCGUGCCAGGCACUGGGGCGUUGGACGCCGGCGUCGCAGUCGCAGUCGACGCUGACGACGUGUUUUUUAAUAUUAUUUUUCCUCGUUUUUCACUUUCCCAUGUUUUGCCGGCUGUCGGUCGUGUCGUCGUGGGCUUGUUGCCGGCGGAUCCGCUCCGAGCGGUUUCAGUUCUAGUUGGGUUUCUGGCGACGAGUGACACACCGAGUCAGAGGCAAAGGCAAAGGCAAAGCCAAAGGCAUAACCAGAGAUAGAAACAGAAACAGAGACAGAGAAAAAUACUAGAAGAAAGAAUCCACGACAACGACAACGACAACAACGAAAUAGGAAAUAGCAAUAGGAAUAGGAAUAGGAACAACAAAAUAUAGUUGUAGAUUUCGCUGAUUGAGGAAAACACACAGAUACGAUUCACACACACACAUACACAGAUACAUUUAUUAAGAGAAUCCAAUUGCAUUACUAGUCGAGUGAUCGGGAGGCGUGAGACGUGACGAAGACGAUGCCCAAUAAUCGCAAUCGCAAUCGUAAUCGCAAUCGCAACAAACGCAAUCGAAACCAAAACCAAAACCAAAAUCAAAACCAGCAGCAGCAGGAACAACGGGAGGAGGAGCAGCAGCAGGAUCCCCAGCCAGAGGCAGAGGCAUCAUCUUCUUCCAUAGCUGAUAAUGGAAAUUCUGGCAGCGUUUCAAAUGAAUUGGACACGGGCACCGCCACCAACAAAGUUGCUGUGGAUCCGCAGCUAGGAGAGUGGGAAGAGCCACCGAAAGCAGCAGCAGCAGCAGCAGUAGAAGAAGAAGAAAAGGAAUCCACAAAUCACGUAGCGAAAGACGAGACGGAAGAAAAAGAACCAUCUACGAGCAGCAACCAAACAGAGAUGGGGUCCAAAAACUCCAAGCAUCAGACGGAUAAAUCCGGCAAGCAAUCCAGCAAUGAGUCGGAGAAGCACAAAAAGGAGUUGGAGCAGCAGGAGGUGCCUCCGUUAAAGGCACCGGGAAGUCCCCGACAAGCCAAGGUCAUAGUGCAUCGCAUUGUGCGGGAAGCGGAUGAGACAGAUGGGGCAGAGCAGCCAAAAGGGGAAUCCCCCAUUCAGGAUCAAUCACAGGAUCAGCAGCAGUCAAACACUAGUCAAGAUCUGAAAGAAGAUGUCGCACAACGCAAUGAAGAAGUCCCUGUUCCUCAUGUUGCCCCACAUCCUCAGGGGCCGCCGCUGCAGCGCAGCACAAAAGUGAUCAUCCACCAGAUACGCCUGGAAAGGGACGAUCACGCGGCCGAUCAAGAGCGUAAAGGUAAGCCCACCUUUGAGGAGAUCAGCACCACCUCACCAGCACCCCCCGGUUCGCUGAGCCUCAGCCAAGGACCAGGAUCAGGCACUCUGUCGCCGCCGCCGCGCUAUCUGGUAGAGUCGCCCAAGAACGUGUCCGGCGCCGUGGGACAGUUCACGCACUUCGCCCGCGACGUGCAGAUCCAGGAGCUGGAGCUGACCAGCGACUGCAGCUCCGGGGAGUUCAAUGUACUGGCCUCGCCGCUUGUGUGCGAGGCGGACUCCGAAACGGAGGCAGCACCGGCCACGCCCACGUCAACAUCCCCGCCGGAUUUGCAGCCGUCCAGCCGCGCCGAGCAACAAGAACAGCUGCGGCAGAAGCGCGCCCAGAAACGGAACGCCCUGGAGACGCACUUCCUGCCGCAGCUGAUGCACCCGCGCUACCUGGACAGCAUCCUGGAGGAGAACAGCGAUCUGGCAGGUGUCGGGCAUCCCGGCCUAAAUCGCAGCAGCUCCUCCGGAAACGAUCUGGCGGGGAUGCGCGUUCCGAAGGUGACCGAAACGUUCCCCAAGAGCCAGCUGGACUUUAGCCGUCGGCACAAGCGCAGGGAGGAGCCGGUGGCCCUCAUGCUGGAGACGAAGCUGAUCGAAGAGGCCAGCGACCUCGAGAGCUGCACUAGACUGCAGAGCGCACUGUCGCCCCAGUCGGAGGACGCGGAAUUGGUGUACCUCAGCUCCUCGGCCUCCAGCAGCAUGUCCGAUCUGAUGGAGCUCGAGCUGGAGCAGGCCGCCGCUCUGGCUGAGCGCGCCCUCGUCGACCUGGACACGGAUGCCAGCAAACUGUUCCGACGGCCCGACGACGAGAUGAGCAGCACGACCACCACGGAUCCGGCCACGUCAUCGAACGAGACGGAAACGGAGGGCGAACUGGAGACGGAAACGGAAACGGAGAGGGACGCGGAGAGUCGCGAGAGCACACCUGUUAACCAAUUCGUGGGCAACGCGGGAGCGGAAGCAGGAGCGUCGGCUAGCAGCUCGUUGUCUUCUCUUUUGAGUGCGGCAACGCCGACGCCCACAGCAGAGCAGCCAACGAGAGCAGAAGAUACAUUUGUAUCUUUCGGAUCGAUUCGCGAACAGGCCCCAGAAGCCAGCGGCGGCAGUAUCGGUGCAGCGUCAGCGCUGUCGGCCACGCGAGAGGAGUUCGUUCGCAAUAUGGAAAAAGUGCGCGAGUUGAUCGAGAUGACGCGACGCGAGCAGGAGCACGAGGAGACCAGAGAUGGAGUCGUGUCCGCUCCGACUGCUCCGGAGCAGUCCGGUAUGCCACGUUCGCCAUCGCCCCCGCCCAUUCCGCCGCCACCCGCUGGCCUACAGCACUACAAUCCCACCACCAGUCCCGACCACCCCCACACAGUGUCCUCCGGUGCCUUGGCGCCUCUCCUGCUUAGCCGCCAGGAGUCCGCGGAGUCGCACUGCUCGGACAGCACCCAGCACAGCCAGUGCACGGCCAUCAAUCUGGCCUCGCCCCCGCCCAGCUUUGCUAGCAGCAGUCCCCCGCCACAGCCACAGACACAGCCACAGAAACAGCCACAGCCACCCACACCGCCCCUCAGACAACAACAGUACCAUGCACCAAAAUACCCUGUUCCUCUUUCCGCUCCUGCACCUGCUCCUGCUUUCACCUGCACCCACCCAGAACCCCCCACCGAGCAGCAGCAGCAGCAAGAGUCAGAGAUUUCAGUUGCAGAUGACGAACCGGAACCGGAAUCGGAAUCGGAAUCGGAUCCCAUAAAGAAGCUUCGCCUGCUGUGCACCGAGACCUUGGCGUCUAUGCCGUAUGGCGAGCAGGUGCUCGAGGAACUAGCCAGCGUGGCCCAGGACAUAGCGGAGCCAGGAGCGCAGCCGCACAACUCCACCACGAUGCCCUAUCCCCUGCCAGAGAUGCCCCACAUUCGGGAGCUGCAGCUGUCCACCAAACACGAGAACAAGUCGUCGUCGUCGUCGUCGUUCUCCUCUUCCGCCUGGCUGGGCAUGCCCACACAGGCGGAUCCCAAGCUGCUGGUAUGCCUGUCGCCGGCACAGCGUCCACUGGUCGGAGAGACCAAGCCCGAUCAGCUGCUGGACGACCAUCAGAAGUUCGUGGAGCGACGAGGCUACCACGAGCUGAGCAGCGCCCAAGUGCGUGCCCUCGACAGCGAGCAGGAGCAACAGCAGCAGCAGAAGCAGAGCGAGAUGCUCAAGACGGCGGCCAUGAUGCGAGAGUUGCGCAAGAGCCUGACACCCACGCCGCCGCCAGUGCCAGUGAAGAGCGCCGAAACAGCGGCCAAGGCGAGCGCCAAGAGAGAUGACGCAAGCGACCCGAAGAAGAACGCAGCAUCAGUGGGAGCAUCGUCAUCGAUUGAAAAUAAACCAAGGCGAGCAGCUGAUCCCAUCGAGCAGCAAUCGACAGAGCAGCAAGAGCAGCAAGAGCAGCACCAGCAGCAGCAGACCAGAUCCAGCCACCAGAUGAACAGCAGCACGGACUUCAGAUUCCCGGCCACCUCAAUGGGCGGAAUGGAGAGCGAGCUGGCCAGGAUGUUCCCCAGCAUGGCCCAGCAGCAGGGCGACAUCUUUGAGGAGCAGCGCAAGCGCUUCUCCAACAUCGAGACGUCCAACAGCCAGCAGCCAAGGGCGCAGCAGAGCAAGCGGUACUCGAACAUCGAGACCAGCUCGUACGAGUCGAAGAAGCGCACGGAGAACGGUCAGGUGAUCUACGACAUAACGAAUUCCAGCCACGAGAAGCAGAGCAACCGCUUCCCGGUAGCGGAGACAGAGGCCAGGUCGGGUUCCCCCGACCACGCCCCGCCGCCACCCGUCCCACCGCCGCCAAUUAUGUCAGCAACGAAAUUAAACGGUUCGACUACGGCAAACACUUUCAUUGAGGAUGAUGACGCGCCCAAAAAUAGCCGGCAAGAGCCGGAUAGGCGAGAGAAUGGCGCGAGAAAUCGCGAGAGUGGCACUGCCUCUACCUCCACCUUUGGCGGCACGUAUGAGGAAUUUCGGCAGCGUGCCAAGGCAGCCGUGGAUGCCAUUGGAGGACCCCGACCACCACCCCCCGCCCCGGCCAACGGGUUGGACAAUGAGAAGGUGUUCAAGGACUUCGAUCGGCUCUCGCAGCAGAUGAACGCCGAGCUGCAGUCCACGAGGGAGCGGCGCGAGAAGUCCGCCUCGCUCUUCGAUCUCAGCGGGAUGACCAGGAGCCAGGGGAAGCAUCCGCUGGAGGAGUUGAAGCAGCGGCGGCACGCCCACAUGCAGGAGCUUGAGCGGGAGAUCGAGCGGUCUUCCCGAUCGCGGCAGGAGCGCAUGUCCUCGGUGCCACGCAACAUGGAGAGCACACCCACGUCCAGGACCUACGAGAUUCCCAUCGAACUGGAGCUGGAGCAGGGGCAGGAGCAGCGUUCCCGGCGCGCCGAAUCCAUGUGCAACCUGAGCGAGCCACGCCCACGGCCACACACCUCCGUGGGGCACUACAACUACAGCAACAACAACAGCAGCUUGUCGCAGGACGACUGGGCGCGUUAUGCCAGCGAUCUGGGAUACUCGGAGAACAUCGCGCGACCCUUUGCCCGCGAGGUGGAGAUCUGCUACCAGCGUCAGGGACAGAAUCCGACUCCCAGGCAAUCGCAGCCCAUCCGGGCGCCACGCCUCUCUGCCAGCACCAACGACCUGAGCAGCAGUGGCCACCAGCACAGCUUCGAUAGCCACAACGCGUACGGCGGCCGGAGGACGCACGCGCCCAUGCUUAGCCAGGCGCCACAGCAGCAGCGGCCCCACUACGCCAGCUGCUACUCGAUGAUCGAGCGAGAUCCGAAUCCGAAGUACAUCAGCACCACCUCCAGGCGAGGCGUGAGCCCGGGCCCAGCUCCAUCGCCAGUCAUAGGCGUACCGCCGCCAGCCUAUGAUCGCCAGCAGAGGCGAUCCUCGCUGCCGCGUGAGCUGCACGAGCAGCAGCUCAAGUACAUCCUGUCCAAGGAGGAGGAACUGCGCCUGGAGGUGGAGCGGCUGCAGCUGGAGCGCCGUCGCCUGAUGGAGGAGAUGCAGCGGGCGCCCAUAUUGCCGCCGCCACAGCGACGGGAGAGCUAUCGGCCGGCGGCCAAGCUGCCGACGCUCAGCGAGGACGAGGUGUUCCGCCAGCAGAUGGCCGAGGAGUGGAUGAACAAGGUGGCCGAGCGUGAGGAGCGGCGCCAGCACAAGAUCAUCAAGAUCUCCAAGAUCGAGGACGAGCAGGACCAUGCCACAGAGCGGGCCAACAUAAGCGACGAGUUCCUCAGCGCCGUCAAGGAGCGACGCCACAAGCUGGCCAUGCCGGCGGACAGUGACUGGGAAAGCGGGGCCGAAUCGCAGCCCCAGGCCAACCCCCAGGUGGGCGUGGCCGCCAACGAGUCGUCGUCGGAUGUGGAGGCAGCGCCCGUGCGCAUCCUCGAGGGCCAGGCGGAGGCCAGUCUGCGACAGCUUCCGAGGCAUCUGCGCGAAUUUGCCAAGUUCUCGACUAGCGAACAGAUGCCGGAUGGGGCACAGGUGGAGCGGCACGAGCAGCAGGAGCGGCGCGAGGAGGCCACGGACCACUCGCACAGCAGUGCCAGCCAGAAGACCAGCAUCGUGAAGACGUACAAGGUGUCGCGUCUGCCGCCUUCCGUGCAGGACAGAGGAGCAACAGCCACUGCAACAGCAACAGCAACAGCAGCAACUGGCACAGAGACUGGACCGGCCAUGAGUGUAAGGCUGCGACCACGACCGCCCAAGCAGACGCGCUUCCUCCUCAAUCCGCAGCAGCUGCAGCGUCAGAGGCAACGACGCAGCUGGUCCGAGAGCGAUCUGCUCAAGGAGAUCGACAGCGAACUGCAGCUGGCCAAGGGCUUCCUCUACGCGAAUGUCUACAAAGUCAAGCACGAGUAUAUGAGCGAACCGGAAACGGACCACGAUCGUCCGCGCAAAAUGGCACAGUUAGGUCGGAGGCAGUACGAUGGCAUCGGUCCGGUGACCAACGAUGGAAUGCCCAUCAUACUCAGAUCGGAGGUCCAGGAGCCGCAUCAGCAUGAGUGGUACAAGCGCCUCUAUCAGACCAUACACAAGCAGAAGAACGGCGACGAUUUCGUGAUACGCUACAAGUGUCCCAGAGCCCGUCCGUCGUACAAGAGCAACGGUUACGUAUCAGAGCCCGAACCCAACUACGACUCCGACUACUCCACGGUGAGGUACCGCACACAGAAUCCGCAUCGAGUGCAGUCAGUCUCCUCGGCCGUCAAUGUGCGAAACCUGAGCCAGGACGAGAAGUUGUAUGGUACUAUGCCAAAUCCCAUCAAGUCGGCUCAGAAUUCGUAUAAAAAUCAGCCAGGUCGCAUCGAGGACUACACCACAGGACAUUCGUCUGUGUCCGAAAAGGAGAAGAAGGAGUGGUGGGACGAAGUGAUGGACAUCUUUAACGGGUGGCUUAGGGAUCAUACGCGCAUACCGCGCAUUAUAAUAGAGUUUGUCGAUGAUUUCGAUGGAAUCGGAAAUCUAGAACAAUCGAAGCUAUCUCCACUCUACACAGAAGGCAACUUGUCCAGAGCUCUGGCCAAGGAAUCCGGCUACACCAGCGACUCCAACCUAGUCUUCCGCAAGAAGGAGCUGCCCGUCAGCAGUCCCCUCAGCCCCGUGGAGCAGCGACAGGCCUACAAGAGUCUACAGGCAGGCGGAGAACCGCCCCUUUUCGGCUUCCGCAAGCCAGCGCCCGAGAGGCCCAGAGAAAUUGUGGAGGAAUUCGAAUUCAUACAGAUCACUCCGACCCUCACCAAGAUACGUGUGAGCACCAAGGAGCUUAAAGAGGAAGAGGACGAGUACGAGCCCACUGUGCCCAGUCCAGUAAUAACACAACCGCCACCACCACCUCCUCCUCCCCCACCACCGCCGCCGCCACCGCCGCCCCUGCCAGCGCCAGCAACAAGUCACAAAAGAAGCAACCCCAAGAUGUUCUCGCAGCUGUCGAAGAAUCUGCCCUCGUUCAUUCCGCUGAGCAAGAAGCAGCAGCUGCAGCAGGAUCAGGCACCUGCCCCGAUGCCACCCAACCGCAGGUCCUCCUGCACCAAGAGCACGGUGCGUGUGUCGAGCUCCACCAAGUCCCGUCACGAGCAGUGCUUCCAGCCCCCGGGCGGAGGAACCAUCACCCUGAGGAAGGUCGCCUCGUCGACGAGCACUCGUCGCGAGCCCAUCUCUCGGUCGAAGAGCGCGGGUGCCGUAUCCACCUUGCUGGCCACCCUCACGGCCACCAAGGAGACGCGCCACAAGGACGGCGGCGCAUGUCGCGUCACCCGCGUCCAGCAGCAGUCUCGUCUCCGUUCCGUGAGUCCCAGUCGCCGUCCGACGGGCCGUCUUUUGGCCCUGCGACAAUCGAGUCGCAGUCCGGUGGCCUUCGGCCGGAGCAUCUCCAAGGAGCGCAGCUUUGCCGAGGAGAAGAAGCGGCUGGAGAACACGCUGCCCCCCAGCCGGACCAACUUUGAGGCCAGCACCAACAUCCUGCGGGACCCCUUCCUCAAGUCCCCCCAGGAGGUGCGCGAGGCGGUGCGCUCCUAUGCCACCUGCAAGGCGCAGCACACGCGCAGCAAAUCCCUUCCCAGGCUGCGCCAGAGCACCGUGAGCACCACCACCCGACAGACGAUGUGCUUCCCCAAGGUGCGCCCCCAGACCCUCAUCGACUGCGGUCGCUCUCUGCGAAAGGUGCUGCCCAAGAAUCAGGCGAAGAACGCCUCCAACGACAGCCUGCCGCGCAGCAACUCCACCUUCUCCAUCGACUCGAUGGUGCGCCAGGAGUACGUGCCGAUUGCCCCGCCCAAGAUCUAUGUGGGCAAGGCGAGGCCCAGCCCCAAGUCCAAGUCGCUGGUCCCGCUGCAGAGCAGCCGCAGCGAGGGUCAUGUGCCGCGCAAGCGUCAGGUAGGAAAACCACCCGCCUCCAGCAACAGCAAGGCGAAGCAUCCUCCAGUGUCCGUGCAGUCGUACAGCGAUACGGUGCGCGAGAAGACCAACUUCUGGAACGACUACAACGCCAAGCAGUCCGUCUCCAUGUCCAUGUCGAUGUCCCUGCCCCAGCAGACCGCGUCCAGUGCCACGGAGUACAAGUACUGCUCCCUGGAGCCGGAGGAUGUCUACGACUAUGCUGGGACCGUGCAGGAUCAGGCCCCAAGCAGCUGCAUCGAGGAUCUGGUGUGGAAGUACGAGAACAAGGAUCGUGAUCGCGAUCGCCAUGCCAAGCCAUGCCAGACGGUCACGGACAUUGCCCGGCCUCAGUCGCCCCAGCCGGACUACGAGAAGUCCCUGGAGCGACGUUUCUCGCCCACACGGGAGGUUCGCGUGCCCCAGAACCAGAGGGAGGUGCGCUCCCCCUCGCGUCGUCGCAUCGAUAGCCUGAGAUCGAGCCAGCGGCAGGACAGGGAGCAGGCCAUCGCGCGGGCCAGCAGCCUGAGCAGCGCCGAUGAUCGCAGCAAGCGGUCUGCCGCGGCUCCGGGAAGUCUCUACCAGUGCGGAGAUCUCGCCCACAGCGCCACAUCAUUGACGUAUCUGGAGCGGCACAGUCCCAGCUGCCGGUACCGCAACAACUGCGAGCGUUUUACGGAUCUGAACCGAUUCUACAGCACCCUGGAGCGGGUGGGCCAGCUGGAGAGGGCCACGUCCUCGAGCAGCUUCCAUCCCCUGCGCAAGGAUGCGGAGCUGCUGGCCUUUGACGAGUGGCGCAAGGUGCGGCUGCACGAGCGGGCCGAGAAGGAGCUGCAGUAUCUGGUGGGCAAGCUGCAGCACGACCAGCGGGAGCGUGACCUGCACUUCCGCUCCAAGGACGUGGGCGAAAUCAAGUGGCGUCAGGAGACGGAGCAGGCCCUCAGUGCCAAGAAGAAGUCCGUGGAGGAUCUGCGCGAGAACUUUGAGCAGCUGAAUCUGUUCAGGCAGCGCCAUCAGGACUGCCAGCUGCAGCCGGUGCAGCGCCAAUGGCGACGAAACACUGUGGCGGAUCUGGCCAGCAGCCUGGAGCAUCGAGCAGCGAUGGUAACAGACGCCACCACUGAGUUGGACCGUCACCUGGGCAACGACCUGGUCAGCACUCUGUCCAAGGAUCAGAUCAAGAAGAUCACCCAGCAGCUGAACGAGAUCUAUGCGGGCAACCGCAAGGGCGCCGCAGCCGUCGACGAGCAGUACGUGGUCACCGUGGAGAAGGGCUCGAAGCCGGUCGCGGGCGCCCAUGCCAACACAUUGAAGGUGCGCUGCAAUUCGAACAUCUCCAAGGAGCAGCUGCUCGGACCGGUUCUGCGCAAGCGCGAGGAGCAUCAGCAGCCGCAGACUCUGCCACGCCCCACGCGCAGUCAGUCGCCCGUGGUGGUGGCCAGGGAGACGCGCGGGGCCAUUGCGGCCAAGAAUGCCGAACUCACGCUGACCAGGGCCCCCGAUGUGCCGCCCCGGCCGAAGCCCAGCGAGGUCAAGGGCCAGGCCAAGACUUGUGCUGCCCCGCCGAAAGUGGAGCAGGAGCCCGCCGAGAAUAUCAACCAGAAGAUACAGUACUUCGAGGACCGGCAGUUCGAGGAGCCGGCCAAGACCAUCUACCACGCUCGCGAGGACUCCUCGCCCGACGAGGCCGAGGUGAUGCGCCUCAUCGAGCACAACAUGCAGGCGCGCCAGAAGGCCAGAAACACUCAGGUGCUGACCCACACGGAGCUGAGCAACUCGCUGACGGAUCUGAGCGGCGUUUACGGGGAGCGACCUGCAGCACGGGUAAAUUUUCACUUGCACAGCCCCCCGCUGCGGCCACCCGACGACACGGCAGAGGCAGAGGCAGAGCUUCUCAGCUUCGAGAAUGGUUCGCCCGGGCCAGGAGAUGCCAGCCUUGAGCUGUACGACAGCCAGUCGUACUACCGCUCGCGCAGCCUCUCGCCCCAGUCGCAGGUGUCGGCCUGCUCGAGCUCCUACCUGCAGCGGGUCUACACCGGCGAGGUGCAGAAGAUGCGACAGCACUUCGAGGGCAUCCACCGGGGGGCGGAGACGGAGCAGCAGUCCAACGAACAGUGCAGCGAUUUUUUUGGGCUUAGCCCGCUGCGGAAGGCGCGCAGCGAUCCCGAAUUUGGUGCGGGAUCAAAAGACGCCUCGGGCACCGCUACGGAGGCGGAGCCGCAGAAGGAAUCAUCGCUUGCGCCAGGAAAACAACACCUGGCAGACGACGUCAGUCGAAUGACGACCCACAAGAUUGACCUACGCGGGGCCACACCCUCGCCUGAACGCGGUCGAAGGCGUCAGCGCAGUGCCCAGGAUCGACUCAUGCCGCACAUCGAUGUCAUCAGCAAGACGGCGGCGCUCAAACGGGAGCUCCAGCGGCAGCCCAAGCCGGCUCGGAGCCCUCUGCGCAGCCUCAGCAGCAGCAGCAACUACAUCGAGCGGCUGCGCAUGCGCUACGAGUCGCCAGACCCCGCUGAGUCGCAAGCGCGAACAAUAAGCUAUCUGUCCACGUCGCAUCCGGAUCUGAGGGACGUGCACGACAUCUCGCCCCACCUAUGUGCCGACUGGGUGGCCCACAAACACCCCCAGCCCACAGACCAGCCACGGCUGAGGCUGCCAAAGGCUCUGCCCAAGAAGCCCCAACGGGUGGUCCCACGCGCCAGCUCCACCUCGCCGCCCCGUCCGCCCAAGUCGCCGCGUCACCAGCAGAGCUGCCAGCUGACCAGCUCCCUGCGCGACGACUAUGACGACAUCUUUGCCAAUCAGAAAUUCGAUCCGAGGAUGCAUCGCCCCAAGGCACGCUAUGUGCCCGAUGGCGCUGAGCCGACGAGGAGCGCCACCGGCGCUGCUACUGGGGGUGCCACCUUGGAGCGCCUCAAGAAGACGAUGGCGGUAACGUUCAAAGACGUCAACAUUCACUUCAAGACACCGAUAAGGCAUGAGCAGAAGCAGCACAUACCGGAGGAGGAACUAGCCACACGCCAAGCGGAGCAUAUGCAGAAGCUGUACCACGAGGAGCGACGCCGCAAGUAUCUACAGGAGCUGCAGGACAUGAACUCUCGACGCCACACGGACAACUUCACGCCCUCGCAGAAGUCCCCGAUCGCCCUAAACCGCUACGAUGACUUCCCCACCGACGUGACGCUCAAGUCGCUGGUGGGUCCCAAAACCGUUGCCCGGGCCCUCUACAACUUCCAGGGACAGAGCUCCAAAGAGCUCUCCUUCCGCAAGGGCGACACCAUCUACAUAAGGCGGCAGAUCGAUCCCAAUUGGUAUGAGGGUGAGCACAAUGCGAUGAUCGGGUUGCUGCCAGCGAGCUAUGUGGAGAUUGUUAGCCGCGAUGGCGCCCGCACUCCGUCCAAGCGGCCAUCGGAGGGCCAGGCUCGUGCCAAAUACAAUUUCCAGGCCCAGUCGGGCGUAGAGCUAUCUCUGAACAAGGGAGAGCUGGUCACGCUGACGCGUAGGGUGGAUGGAAACUGGUUCGAGGGCAAGAUCGCCAACAGGAAGGGCAUAUUCCCAGUGUCCUAUGUGGAGGUGCUCACGGACAUUGGAGCCGAGGAUAUCGCGGCCAGAACAACGACCGUGAUCAGCAGCCAGAGCACCACAAAUCUGCGGCCCAAUCUGGAUGUGCUGCGCACAAACAUCAACAAUGAGUUCAACACGCUGACCCAGAACGGAGCCCAGCCCGUGAACGGAAUCCUGAAAGAAACGCGGACGCUGCACAAGACGGACGCACUCCACGUGGACACCAGCUCCGAGCCACUGGCCUAUCGCGCCCUGUACAAGUACCGGCCACAGAACUCCGAUGAACUGGAGCUGCUGGAGGGGGAUUUGGUGCACGUGCUGGAGAAGUGCGACGACGGAUGGUUCGUGGGCACCUCGCAGCGCACCGGCUGCUUUGGCACAUUCCCCGGCAACUAUGUGGAACGCGCCUAAGGCGGAGCCAUUGAGCCAUCGAGGCAUCCUGGCAGGACAGGUGUGGGACACCCGAAAACGCGUACCAAAAUACCCAAAAAAUCGUUCACCUCUAAUAUUAAUGAAUUUGUAGUCUAAUACUGAGAAUAAUGUGAAAUAACCGAGGCCCUACCCGGCCAGGCCAGGCCAGUGCAGCUGGAAACAGGACACAGGCAGUUAUAAGAUUAAUUCUGAUUUAAUUUAACUGGAUUACUUUAUGUUGUUGUUGAAUUCUUCUUAUUCCCCUAAUUCUGUUCUGCUGCUUGCGUUGCCGUAACAUAAAACUAUUUUUUUUUUUUUUUUUUUAAAUAGAGCAUUAAUUUUAUCAAUGUUGGAAUUAUGUUUAUUUAUACUCGCAAAAGUGAGCACACCACACACUUUUAACCAGAAGUUUGCCCCAAACACCGCCACCACCAACAGCACCACAACCACCUCUCCACAAUCCCGAUAUCAAAGAGAACUAAAUUAAGAUCAUACAUACAUAUACUAUAUACUUUUGUUGUUUACCUACUAAUUUUAACUAGUCACAGCUAAUUUCCAAAAAGAAAACCAAUACACAAUGAUGGAGAACCGUUGAACAAAAAAAGUGCCUUAAAAUUUCAAUUUUAAUGACUAAAAAAUAAAUUAAAUUAAACAAAAGAAAGAUGGAAAAUAAAACAAAGAAAAGCUGAAAAGUGCUAUGAACCAAGUGCCUCUGUUGAGUCGAUGAAAAUGAGUUAAAUACUCAUUCUACGAGAUCGUAAAACCAUAAUAUUCUCAAGCCGAUCCAACAGAAAAAAAAUCAUUUUUUAAUCAUUACAAACGAGAGUUUAUUACACAGACACUGUUGCAAACGUAUUUAGUAAAUAAAUCAACAAAAAAAAACCCAACCGACAA
This is a messenger RNA of Drosophila miranda, 13529 nucleotides long. Its product is annotated as sorbin and SH3 domain-containing protein 1. The record is from RefSeq and is a predicted model, not a curated record. The coding region runs from base 951 to 12635 and encodes 3894 amino acids. The transcript has 17 exons. NCBI's taxonomy places the organism in Eukaryota, Metazoa, Arthropoda, Insecta, Diptera, Drosophilidae. Gene Ontology annotation, molecular function: protein binding.